Molecule: messenger RNA, 2715 nt
Organism: Cataglyphis hispanica
Lineage: Eukaryota; Metazoa; Arthropoda; Insecta; Hymenoptera; Formicidae
Exons: 6
Coding region: 399-2078 (559 amino acids)
Biological process (GO): regulation of DNA-templated transcription
Cellular component (GO): nucleus
Molecular function (GO): DNA-binding transcription factor activity; cis-regulatory region sequence-specific DNA binding
Source: RefSeq, a predicted model, not a curated record
CGCUCCGAUGAGCGGCUCGAUCCUCGACGAGGAAAAUCGACGGUUCACUUCCGAAGUGUGUCCCGCGUCGGCCGUGCGCGAUAACGUCGAUCGGCAGGGGUAACCCACGUGAAUUCGCGAUGGCAGAGCGCAUUUAAGGUCGCCGUUGAUCCUCGAAGGAUUGACAACACGCGAGUUACGCGCGUACGGAAGAGAUCCGAUUGAUUAAAAUUAUAUUUUCGCCGUCUUAUUUCACGAUGAUCGUUUCGAUUGCUAGUUUGAUUAAAUAGAAAGACGAAGCUUGAAUUCGCGCGUAUUUUGGACCGCACAUCGCGAGAAAAAGAGGAAAGGGACGGCGAGGAGGAGCAAGGUACCUUGCCACCUCGCCAUUUCUUAUCUACGAUUUAAACACCGACAAGAUGAUCGGACCGUCGUCGGGGGCGGCCGGUGAAGUCACCGAAAGUCGCGCGUCCUCCAAACGGAAAGCUUUCGACGAUCUAGACAUCGACAACCCUAAACGAAAGAUCUUCGAUGAGUUGGACAUUGACAGUUUCUGCGAGGAAAUCCGCCAGACGAAUCGCAAGCGUUAUCUCCAGGAACUCGAGACGCCGGAGGAGUUAGUGGCUACGUCGAAUGAAAUGAUCACAGAAGCGGCAACCCUCUUUUCACCGAUGUCCGCUCAGGAGAUUGUCGAUGAAUCGCAAGUAGCGCAUCUUGAGGUGUUACUGGUGGAUGGCACCAAUUGCACCUGGACGACCAUGUCGGAAUUGGAACAGCAGCAAAAUCUGGACGUCCUCGUGACUUCGUCCUCUUCGUUGUCGUUAUCGUCGUCAUCGUCAUCGUCGUCAACCAUCUCCGAGCGGAAUCAUCCAGCGGAAACCUACACCGUCGAGGAGACUAAUUAUCAGCCGGCGAUGUCGAUGAAUUAUUGGGAACAGAGCACCGCACCCGCGGUAUCUUUCGCUAAUUCAAACAUUCAGCAAAAUAAAGGAACGAUGAAUAAUAAUCAGCAACAGCAGCAGUUUGAAGAUCAGGAAAACGGAAAUCUGUCGUGGUUGCUGGAUUUUAAACUGGACUCGUUCAUUGAAGCCACAGACGACAGAUCGAUUGUGGGACCCGUCUCGACAAAGGAUAAUCAUUGCGGCAACAAGAGCAAACCAAACGGACGGUCGCACAGUUCCAAUUAUACCAACGACAUCAGAAAAGGACCCGAAAAUUCAUCGAUGUAUCGACAAGACUCGAAUCAGGUGACUUAUCCUGCCAACGGAUUCGACAACCGGAAUAUUUCGCGAUCCAACGGACCGAAAAAACCUCCCUUUACCUAUACGGAAUUGAUAGAGCAUGCUUUGCAAGAAAGAGGCGAACUCACGGUCUCUGCGAUUUACCAAUGGAUCUCGGAACAUUUCCCUUAUUACAAGAGCAACGAUGAUCGCUGGAAGAACUCCGUUCGGCACAAUCUCUCGAUAAAUCCACAUUUUCGGAAAGGUUCGAAGGCGCCUCAUGGAGCCGGUCAUCUUUGGGCGAUCGCAAAUCGUAGCGAUUGUAGACCUCGUCCGCUCGCUGUUAAUGGAUUAGCAACCACUACAUCGACGCAACAAAUUGCACAGAAUGAUUGCGAUGAAUCCCGGAGUAAUAAAAUCAUUAGCGAUAUCAUAGACGAGGUGGAGGCUGCAACGGCGAGCAUUACGCAAUCAAAUCCAGACGAGGAUACUGAUAAUAUAUUGAAUCCUGUGACGCUCGAGCAUUCUGCCGAGCAAAUACUCAACGGUAUAAAACGUGAGGUGGAGGUGCAAUAUCUUGUUCCCAUGAUGAUGGCCAAUAAUGACGAGGCAAAUCAGCAGAAUCAGCUGACCGUUCAACAAACGGAGUUUCAAUGUCCUUUCAAGGAGAGCGAUUUCCUGAAUCCAGUAUCUAAAGAGGUCGUCGCCGAGGAAUGCGGGCUCGUGAGCGAAGGAUACCUAGUGACGGAUUUGAAUCCGAAUGCUUUUGGAUUGAACGUCAUCGAUCCCGAAAUCAUAGGAUCGGAGAAUCUCUUCGGUGAAGAGCUUAGCUUCCAAUUUUACGAAUUGACAUCGCCGUCGCAGCUACAAUCCGCCUGACACACGGAGAGCAAUAAAGUACAUUUUAUCGUGAUCGACGAAUUCCAAAUACAGAACACGCUGACGCGCGGUGAUAAUGAUGACCGAGCGAUCGUCUGCGGCGAUGCUGAAAGCGAGGAAAAUGUUUCGGAAAGGGAAAACUCGCAGACAAGAUUGCCUGUCAACAGCGAUCAGGAUUACGAAUGCGCAACAACGAGAAGCUGAUCUCUUAUUCGAAUUGUGCUAUCGCAAAAUUUUUACGAUAACUAUUUUCGAAGAUGUUCGAUCAUUUUAUUCACAAUGCGACUGUUAGAAUAGCUAGAAACCAGCUUAACAGAACCAGUUAAUUGAUAAGCUUAGAGAAUGAGAUAAAUGAGUCAACUACAGUGCAAGUAUGAGGAAGUCAUGUCUCUCAAAUUUGAUGCCACGUAGUUUGAUGAUUUAUGAUUGUGAUGUUUACAACGAUCGUCGAAGGAUCUUAGCACAAGAUCCGAAAUAAACGAAGCAAUUAUAUAUAUCGUCCAACGUGUGCCUGGUUAAAGUGUCUUAAGAUGAGCGUCACUUAUCACCUAUGCAUUUAUUUCUUCUAGUCUUUUGCGAAACAGUGUGUAACGUUUUUGUAUUAGUAAAGAAAGUACGAUAUUUACUAUUAUAUGUA